CAGCAGUUUAAACAUGCCUAUGAUAGAAAGAGCAGUUUGGGGGAUUUUGCUAAUGAGCUCAUUGAUUACACUCAGAAAGUCGACUAAACUGAACGUUCCCAAGCUGCUGUUACCUCUCAGCACUCAUGUGCCUGUGAACAUCACACUGACAGCACAGAGAGGAUGCUACAAAUGGGUGUCCUCUAAGCCUGAGACUGUCAGGCUAUAUCCACUCUCCGCACUCAGCCCUCCGGCUCUGCUGCCGCUCUCCUGCUGCAGUCAGCAGUGCUUGGUGUCAGCUCUGUCCUCCCCCCAGGCUGUCCCUCUCCAUACUGUGGUCCAGGCACAAGACCCUGUGACCGGUCACAUUCUGCGCUGCGAUGUCAUCAUUAAUCAGAUUGAAAGUAUUCAGGUUGUCACAACUGUUCGACAGCUUUUUACCGACGACCCUCCCCUGCAGUUAUCGGUCCGGGCGUUUGACUCAGAAGGAAAUACUUUUAGCUGUCUGGCUGGCUUGAAAUUUAAUUGGCGGCUGGCAAAGGAGUCUGAUGCAAUACAGGCAGUGAGGUUUGUGCGUCACAAUGAUGCAGGGUUCACUCCCCCACCUCAUAUCCUGUCUCUAGAAGAUGCUGGUCAGCGGGGGGAGAGUGUCUUGCUGUAUGGGAUUCACAGUGGCUCAGCACUUAUAAAAGUGUCUUUUCUACACCCUGAACAUAAGCAUGUAGAAGCAGCCAGUGUCACUUUGUUUGUGAUAGACAGACUGCACCUGAGUCCAGUGGGAGAUACAUACCUGCUACAAGGAUCCACCAUCAGAUACACUCUGUGGAAAACAGAGCAAGAAGGAGAAACUGAGGUCACUCUGUCUGAGGAGGGAUACAGUCUGGUUGUGGACGGAUACAAGGGCAGAAUGUACGAUCCUGACAUAAUUUCUGUUGAGUGGGAAACAGCUACUGUCACCGCCCUCAAGCCGGGUCAUGCGGCACUAACGGUUACACACAACAAUCUGCCCCCUGAAAUAACGUCCCAACUCCCUCGCACUUCUGUGUUUGUGGUGAAGCCCAGCUACAUGACAUUGAGUAUUGAGGAGGAAGAGGACAGAUGGGUGUUGGAGACAGGGCGGCAGUAUUAUUUGACUGUUCGUAUCCAUGACAACAAGGGCCAUGUGGUUCACCUGUCACAGAAUGUGGUGAUUGUUGUGGAGGAGACUGAGGGGUUAGUGACAGUCGAGUCUUUGUCAGAUCCUGCCUGCCAUCUCCUGCAGACCAUCAUGAAAGGGAAGACUUUAAUACAGGUCUCGCUUUAUAGCAUCUUCUCUGAGGAUGGUGAAUAUUGGCCUGUCAUCCCACCAAUCCGAGUGCGACAGGAAGUGGAAAUCUACAAGCCUCUUACUUUACAGCCCUCUGUGAUUGUUUUUCCAUGGCAACCCCACAAUAAGCUGUACCAGCACAAUAUUCAGGUGGAAGGAGGAAGUGGCUCUGUGACGUGGGAAGUGUCUGACAGAGAAAUUGCCACAGUUACGGUAAAAGGGGUAGUCAUAGCAGGAAAGAGGAGGGGCCAGGCUGAAAUUCAGGUUUCAGAUUCCAAAAACAUCCUGCAUAAAGUAGUUGGGAAGGUGAUGGCUGUGAGGCCUGCCCAGUUGCAGCUGAUUCCCCAGACAGGCGAUUGUCGUGUGGGGGACAGGAUAGACAUUCCCUUUGCUCUCUGGGGCAUUCAGGACCCACCAAACACUUGCUCUCAGAAUUCAAACUUGUUUUCCAAGACUCACAAUCUUCAAUGCGGAGAGUCUCUAUCGGAGGACAGAAAUCUUGUGUUAGUCACAGACUGCUCUCAGCUCUCUCUACACGUCCACACUGAACCUGCUGGCAUCUUCACACACAUGUCAGGAUCUGUGUCUCCAGGUGCUGGAUUCUGUGGAGGGGUCCGCAUGGAGGCUCUUUCAUGGGGUCAUGCUGUUGUUACCUUCACAGUGGAAACAGAGGGAUGCAACAUCAGUGAGACGAAAACACUGGUGGCCUACAGCCCUCUCAAAUCUCUUGUGUCUGAGGUUCUUCUCUCGGUGGGCUCAUCUCGUGUGGUAAUAUUCGAGGAGGGUCCUCAGCCCUGGCCCUCGGCUCCCUUACGUUUCUUUAGUGAUGUCGAGGAGCAGCCGCAGGGGGGUGUUACUGUGGAGGCGUUGAGUCCGACCGAAGCAAGGCCACCUCGAUAUGCAUAUCAAGUCAUGUGCACCGCCGUGGGAGAACAGUGGUUGGUCUUCAGGUGUGGUAAUACUCCAGGUCCAUUAAACGAGAUUCCCGCAGUGGAGGAGAGCAGAGUUCAGGUGGUGUGUGGCGUCCCCGCUAGUCUGUCUCUCUCCCUUCUCUCCUCCUUGUCCUCACCUUCAUCCGUUCACUAUUCCUGCACUCAGCAUCACUACCCCUGUGGACUGUUAUCUGUGUCCAGCACUAGGGAUGCGAUGUUGCAGUUGUCUGUGUUUGACCAAAAGGGGGUGCAGUUUGAUAAUUUCACUUCCUGUUCAGUGAGGUGGACCUCCUCUGACCCUGGUCUGCUCUCAUUGUGCCCCCAGUCCACAAUGAAAGUGGCUGACAGACUAACCCAGGCGGGAUACAAACUACAUGCCUGGCAGCUUCUUCAGGCCCACAGACAGACAGGAACCGUGACUGUCAAUGUCACUCUUACAUGUCCAGAGAUGUUGACAGCUCCAGUGUCUCAGUGUGUGAAUCUGCGCUUGGUAGAUGACGUACAGUGGACCAGACACUCUGUCACAUUAUUUAACCAUCCAAAAGCCACAGAAAAUCUGACCUUGAUCCAUGGCUCAGGUCACUUUCAUGUCCAUCUACAAGACAACCAGUUAGCCAGCAUCAACCAGGGGAACAGCAAUGUAAUACAGGUGUCUCCACGUCAGUCUGGUUCUUCAGUUCUCUUGGCUCAUGACCUCUGUCUGACCUCUGAUCCUGCUGUGGCCUCCUUUCUUGUCUCUGAUAUCAAAGAUUUCCAGAUUGACUUCAUUAAUACUAUUGAGGCCAGACAUUCUGCUGUAGUGCGAGUGCGUGUUCUGGACUCAGAUCAUCAACCGUUUCUCCAUCAUUACCUUUUGCUCAUGAAACUCAUGCUUAUCCCUUCUUCAUCCAUCAUUUCUGUGGAGGACAUGGGGUCAGUGGACAAGGAGAGUGUGGGAUUCCGUGUGACCGGUCUAACAGUGGGCGUGGUCAGUCUCCAACUCUCAGCAGUGGAUGGACAUGGGCGUGCUAUAAGCUCCUCCCACAAGAACAUGCAAGUUUACCCUCCAUUCAAAUUGCAGCCCCGUAAACUUACUCUGGCAGUUGGAAGUGUGCGACAGGUGAAAUGGGAGGGAGGGCCUCAUCCUCAAUAUGGCAUCAAGUUCUCCGUGAGUGACAGCUCUAUCGCCGUGGUAACUGAGACAGGACUGGUCAGAGGCGUGGCAGUGGGUGUGGUCAAAAUCAGAGGAACUCUUCAGACACAAAAUACAGAAGCAUUGCUUACCUUUUUACAGGAUGAAGUGGAGGUGGAGGUGUUUAACCUAACAGCAGUGAGGUUACAGGCUCCUUUAGUGACUCUAUCUGUAGGAACAGAGAUGCCAGUUUAUGUGAUUGGGAGUGACAGCAAUCAGAACCCUCUAUCUCUGGGUAGUGUCGAGUCUGGCCUCAGUUUCCACUGGAGUCUAAGCAAAGCGGCUGUGCUGGAGAUCAAACCAAGGCAUGCACAGGUGGGCGUUAGUGUGUCUCCCUCUCACAGUUUCUCUGUGCUGGUGAGGGCCAGAGCUCCAGGCAGGACCAGCCUCAAAGUGUGUGUGCAGCUCCAACAGAUAGACACCAGCAACACGUCACUCUCUGAUCAUCUGACUGACGAGAUACAGAUACUGGUGUUUGAAGAGAUGCAGUUAACAGCAGGAAGCUCAGGGUCCAUCCUCAUGUCUCCCCUCUCUCAGUACCUCCUGCAGAGCAAUAAAGACUCAGUCUGUCCAAUCCAUUACACCUUUAGUCGGUGUGUCACAGGGGCAGGGCUUGUUACUAUUGAUAAUGAAGGAGUGUUGAAGACAGGGCCUGAUACAGGCCUUGCUAUUUUGGAGGUUUAUGCCGUGGACAUUUGUGGUAUCAACCAAACACUGCUGAUCAGUGUGGAGGUGUCAACAGUGUGGUUUGUACGGAUUUUGACUGUGUCAUCCGUGAACAGUGACAGUGAUAGAGCACUUCCUGCCUUCCCUCUGGGCUGGAGCAUCCGUAUCAGGGCUCUAUACUAUGAUAAUAUGGGACGACAGUUCCAGUCUCAUAAUAUACAAACACUGGUCACAGCUAACAGAGAUGACCUUGUACAACUGAUAGUUGACAAAGACAGUCGGUCGUUUCUGGUGCAAACGGCAUCACCCGGUCUAACUGUUUUGAGGGUGCAGGGAGACACUACAAACCCAUUUCUGAGCGAUUACACCCCUCUGUUUGUGAUGCCUGCCAUCCCAGAGCCCCCCGGAUUCCUGCACUCUGGGGAUGUCAUCUGCUUCAGCUCUCCCAUUACAGACCUGCAGGGUCGGCGAGGCAGAUGGGAUGUGUCAUCAAGUGAGAUCCUUCAAAUGAACUCUGAGACUGGAGUGGCAUUUGCAAAGAAUUCUGGAAUGGUAGUGGUUUACUACAGGCUAGAAGGGGGUCAGCAAACCUUCAAAGAGGUAACAGUGGAGCCUGCGUCCAUUCCUGUAUUAAUUCCUCCCGCUGAUAGGCUCCUCACUAACUGGCCUGAAGCUUCAGAAUACACCGUCAGAGUGGAUCUGAAUACCUCUGCUGCCAACACAGCGCAAUGCAAUCUAGAUCAGUGGGAGGUCAUAGAGAAGAAACUACAUCCUGAGGCAGAGCUACUGUGUUCUUUACACUUUGGCGCCCCCUAUCCAGAGAUGAGAAUACUGCAGGCUAUCUUUAAUGCAACACCCUUCUACGAUUCAUACACUGCUCAGUACAGCUGCAGGAUCUCUGUGCCGCCCCAGUCAGACUCCAUCCUCCAUCUCCUGUCCACUCGGUCUCUCUCCAUCCAUCUGUCUGCCUGUCUGCGGACUCAAUCAGCCCCAGCUGCCCUACUGUCACUUCCUCAGUCACCACGCUCUUUUCAGUCAUCCCUUCAGCUCCUGUACGUGCCAGCGUUCCAUUGCCCUGUCACCAAGAUCAAACUUUCCUCCCUGCAGCCUGUGGCUGAAAUCACAGUGUUUGGCACCACAGACAUGCUCAGCACACUAAGGGUUCAGUCAGACACCCCAGACAUUGUGUUAUCUGAUCCGGUCUGGUCAGAUGAAGACCACACUCUCCUCCUUAUUUUAGUCUAUCCAACCUUACAUAUCCUGGAUCAGGUACCAUCUACAGCAAACAUUACCCUGUUCACAGACCUUUCUCCACAAAAGCACAUUGUGUUGGUGACUAGAGUGAUUGACAACCCGGAGUCAGGUCAUCUUGGAACAAAUUCUGGCCACUUGUUCAUUUCAGUAUUUGCUAUGUUUGCUGUACUGGCUACCACUGCUGCACUUUUCAUAGUGUACAAUACCAUGCUGUCUCUCACACAGCCUGUACCUGCAGUCCUCACACACUCUACUAAUACAGAAGACAAACGGCAUUUCUACCUGUGGCUCACACCAUCACUGCCAAAACCAAAAGUCCUGCAGAGAGAAUAGUGGCUCUGGAGUACUUAGUAACUUAAUGCAUCUUUUCCCCCUCAUGUUAUUCUUUCCGAGUCACAGUGAGAAUCUUUCAAGUAAAUGGUUCUUUCCUUUACAACAGUCUAUACAAUUCAGCAGUUAACACAUGCAAACUACUCCAGGUUCCUGAAGAGUAUUAUUUCUUAUUUUUACUUGCGCUACCUAUUUUUUUUUUUUUACACUUAACUAAAGUUUGAGGUCAGUAAGAUGUUUUUUAAAUAAUGCUUUUAUUCUGAAAGGAUGCAUUAAAAGUGUAUCAAAAGUGACAGUAAAUACAUUUAUAACAUUCAUAAAUA
Molecule: messenger RNA, 5961 nt
Organism: Onychostoma macrolepis
Lineage: Eukaryota; Metazoa; Chordata; Actinopteri; Cypriniformes; Cyprinidae
Product: nuclear pore membrane glycoprotein 210-like
Exons: 39
Coding region: 14-5641 (1875 amino acids)
Cellular component (GO): nuclear pore
Source: RefSeq, a predicted model, not a curated record